This is a messenger RNA of Protopterus annectens (West African lungfish), 1689 nucleotides long. It is a transcript of the gene ENO1, whose product is annotated as enolase 1. The coding region runs from base 143 to 1450 and encodes 435 amino acids. Gene Ontology annotation, molecular function: magnesium ion binding; phosphopyruvate hydratase activity. Gene Ontology annotation, cellular component: phosphopyruvate hydratase complex. Gene Ontology annotation, biological process: glycolytic process. The transcript is spliced from 12 exons. Lineage: Eukaryota; Metazoa; Chordata; Ceratodontiformes; Protopteridae. The record is from RefSeq and is a predicted model, not a curated record.
AAGCGUUACUUCUCUCCACCAAGCUUCCUGAUAAUAGACAGUACUGUAACUAUUCUCUUCUUUCCUGCAGCACCUUCACCAGGGGAAGAGAUUGUGUUGUCAUCUCAUCAUUUUACAGUAGGAGCAUCUAAUAAGUGGAAACAUGUCCCAAAUCCUAGACAUCCGUUGCCGUGAAAUCCUAGAUUCUCGUGGGAACCCCACUGUUGAAGUAGACGUUGUUACAGCAAAAGGUGUCUUUAGAGCAGCUGUGCCCAGUGGUGCUUCCACAGGUGUUUAUGAAGCAUUGGAACUGCGGGACAAGGACAACACACGCUAUUUGGGAAAAGGUGUCACUCAGGCUGUUGGCCACGUCAUUAACACAAUUGCCCCUGCACUCAUUAGUAAGAAUGUAAAUGUCCUGGAGCAGGCAAAAAUUGACAAACUGAUGCUGGAAAUGGAUGGCACAAAGAACAAGUCAAAAUUUGGUGCCAAUGCUCUUCUUGGAGUAUCCCUAGCUGUUUGCAAAGCUGGUGCUGCAGAGAAAGGUGUACCUCUCUACCGUCAUAUUGCCGAUCUGGCUGGAAACAAGGAUGUCCUCCUGCCUGUACCUGCUUUUAAUGUAAUAAAUGGUGGUUCUCAUGCUGGUAACAAGUUGGCAAUGCAAGAAUUUAUGAUCCUGCCAGUAGGAGCACCAAACUUCAAGGAAGCGUUGCGUAUGGGUGCAGAGGUGUACCAUAACCUGAAGAGUGUGGUUAAGCAGAAGUAUGGACAGGAUGCCACCAAUGUUGGAGAUGAGGGAGGGUUUGCUCCAAACAUCCUGGACAACAAAGAAGCUCUGGACCUGGUGAAGAAUGCCAUCGAUAAAGCUGGAUACACUGACCAGAUAGUCAUUGGAAUGGACGUAGCAGCCUCUGAGUUCUACAAGGAUGGAAAGUACGAUUUGGACUUCAAGUCCCCAGAUAAUCCAGCAAGAUACAUUACUGGUAAACAACUUGGUGACAUCUACCAGGUAUUCAUCGAAAAGUACCCAGUUGUAUCUAUUGAGGACCCAUUUGAUCAGGAUGACUGGAGUAACUGGGCCAGCUUCACAGGCAAUACAACAAUUCAGAUUGUUGGUGAUGAUCUGACUGUAACCAACCCUGAGCGCAUUCAGAAGGCAAUCGAGAAAAAAGCAUGCAACUGUCUUCUACUCAAAGUGAACCAAAUUGGUACCGUAACGGAGUCCAUAGAAGCCUGUCAGCUUGCACAGAAGAAUGGCUGGGGUGUGAUGGUUAGCCAUCGUUCUGGAGAAACUGAAGAUACUUUCAUUGCUGAUCUGGUGGUUGGGCUGUGUGCUGGGCAGAUCAAGACUGGUGCUCCAUGUAGGUCUGAACGUUUGGCAAAGUAUAACCAGCUGCUGCGGAUCGAAGAGGAGCUGGGAUCAGAAGCCCGAUUUGCAGGCAGGAACUUCAGACAUCCUAAAUGCAAUUAAAUUCAACGGUUCUGGUUAACAGACUGAUAUUUCACCAGAGACAACUGAAAGGAGCAAGUGUCACAGGGCUAAUGUACGUGGGCAGCUUUUAGGAUUCUGAUUUACUAGUCACUUGUAUGAGACUGUGACCUUGUAACUUGUGGAUUUGUUUUCUAAAUUUUCUAAUACUUGUGCAAUUCUAAUUACCUGCAAAACGUGCUCUUGUGUGCAAUAAAAUAAAGCACUUAUGAAGACCUGAA